AUGGUCUCCACUCCUGAACUGAAAAAAUAUAUGGACAAAAAAAUCCUAAUCCAACUGAAUGGCUCUAGAAAGAUUGCGGGGAUUCUUCGAGGUUAUGAUAUAUUUUUAAAUGUCGUUAUAGAUGACGCUGUGGAGGUAAGUGCGGAUGGUUCUAAACAUCAGCUAGGUAUACAGACUGUCAUUAGAGGGAACUCCAUAGUUGCCCUUGAGGCCCUAGAUACAAUAGCAUAG
Molecule: messenger RNA, 231 nt
Organism: Naumovozyma dairenensis CBS 421
Lineage: Eukaryota; Fungi; Ascomycota; Saccharomycetes; Saccharomycetales; Saccharomycetaceae
Gene: SMX2
Product: mRNA splicing protein SMX2
Exons: 1
Coding region: 1-231 (76 amino acids)
Biological process (GO): spliceosomal snRNP assembly; mRNA splicing, via spliceosome
Cellular component (GO): spliceosomal tri-snRNP complex; SMN-Sm protein complex; U2 snRNP
Molecular function (GO): RNA binding
Source: RefSeq, a predicted model, not a curated record